Messenger RNA from Rubroshorea leprosula, 1020 nucleotides. The record is from the annotation of a GenBank genome assembly. Lineage: Eukaryota; Viridiplantae; Streptophyta; Magnoliopsida; Malvales; Dipterocarpaceae.
CUUUUGAUUUUCAUCUCCUAAGAUGGCUGCUUAAUUAUUGCUAUUUUCAUCUCCUAUUCUAAGAUGGCUGUUUAAUUAUUGCUUAAGUUGUUUCAGCAGCGCGUAAGUUUGAUUCCAGUAUGUUGUCUCUUGUUUGUGCAUAGCUGUCUUUUUUUAAAUUAUCAGUACCCUUGGUCCUUCAAAAGAGGGAUCCCAAUGUAGCUUUGCAGGCGCCAACCAAACUAUUUUGCAUCUUGUAUUCAAGCUUCUGAAGAACCUAAGGUUUCAGUCAUAAAAAAAGAAUCUGAGAUUUUCUUUGUACUGUCUGGUUGUUCGUUUGGUUCCCAUAAUCAUAUGGUACGUCAAAAGAAAGAAAUGACUAAAUUAUUAGUUAUGAGAUUCAUAAAACAGAGUGAUGGUAAUUAAGAAAUUACAUGUUUGAUUUUGGAUUUGUGGUUUUUCUUCUAAGAAAACUCAAAUCUGCUCAGGAGAAUGAGGUGACUAAUGAUUUCCCCUCGGUUAUGCACGAAUCUUUUUAACUUGUUUUACAGAUAAACUGGUGGAUGGCAACAAUUAGGGUGCUGCUAAAAUUGCAAACAGUGGCAUCUUUGUUCGAUGUAAUGCUACCGACUCACACAAGCCAUAAGUAGAAAGGAUUACAAGGUCGCAAAUCACUUCUUGUCAUGUCCUUUUUCAGUCGUAGUCAUGAACACCUGUCUCCUAUUGUCUUGUCCAGAACAGAUAGAAAUACUUGUGUUUUGGAUAUUGAUUCAUAGAUAGCAUGAAAUUAAGGUGUUAAUUUUCAUGCUUUCUAGUAGACAAAUCCAAUAAAUUUUUGUUGCAACACUUAUAUUAUAAUUCACCUCUGACAACACGAGACAAAUGAUACUCUGGUCCAUAGUCAAACUCAGAUAGAUUUUGUUGUAAACAACAUUGAAGCUACUUCUAUGCUCCUUUAUGUCCUAAGAUUUGCUCAAAAGAACCUUCAGUGAUAUGUCCAUAACCAGAGUUUGCCACCAAGGAUAAAAAGAAACUUCAUUC